Messenger RNA from Limanda limanda (common dab), 1169 nucleotides. Its product is annotated as phospholipase A and acyltransferase 4-like. NCBI's taxonomy places the organism in Eukaryota, Metazoa, Chordata, Actinopteri, Pleuronectiformes, Pleuronectidae. The coding region runs from base 1 to 621 and encodes 206 amino acids. The transcript has 4 exons. Gene Ontology annotation, molecular function: glycerophospholipid phospholipase A1 activity; A2-type glycerophospholipase activity. Gene Ontology annotation, biological process: N-acylphosphatidylethanolamine metabolic process. Gene Ontology annotation, cellular component: cytoplasm. The record is from RefSeq and is a predicted model, not a curated record.
AUGAUUGUGAAGUUGAGGGACGUGCAGAUCUGCAGUAUCCAGUGCACCACACAGGAUGUGACAGAAGCUGAUAGACGAAGAGCUGAAGACAUGGCACAAAAGUUUAAAGGAAAACCAGGAGACCUGAUCGAGAUCAGCCGUGGGACCUAUCAGCACUGGGCCGUCUACAUCGGAAAGAAUGAAGUGGUUCAUUUCGGGGGUCUGUUAUCUGGCUGGUUCAAGAGUCUGAGCAGCACCAGAAAGGUGAAGCGUGAGAAGCUCGCCAACGUAGUCGGCAGUGACCGUCACCAGGUCAACAAUCUGAAGGAUGACAUGUACGAUGCUCGUGAUCCUUCCAUCAUAGUAAAGGAGGCCCUUGAGAUGGUCGGCAGCAAGCUACCGUACAACGUAGACACUUACAACUGUGAGCACUUUGCUACCGAGAUGCGAUACGGCAAGGCAGAGUCUCUGCAGGUGAAAAAACCUUCUUUGAUUUCCGGCGUCAGAGGCGCCUUGGUCAUCGGAGGCCCAGUUGCCGCUGGAGGAGUCACAGGUGCAGCUGUAGCAGAUGGGGCAGUUUCUGUCUUAGAAUGGCAGUUUCGCAGUCGUACCAGAAGUAAAGAGGAAAUUUACCCCUUUUAAUUCAAAUUAUAUUUUUUUCAGAGGAAGGGGAAGACAACAAGAACGAAUCACAACACUGGCAACAAUGAAUUUUGGCAUGUAUCUGACAGUGAUUAUGAUUUAAACUAUUUAAAUAAACAAUUUCACUUGUGCAAUCUGGAGAGAAAAAGGUUGUUGUUCAACACAGUUAAAGGAUAUUUGACCUUGAAUCAGAUAAGACAAUAAGGCAUUAAAUCAUCUGCAGGAUAAGACUAAAGACACAUCUCGUCAGACUUCAACUUGGAUUAAAAAUUAUUUAAAAAAAAAGUUUCUAUAUCUGUUUAGUAGCACCUAUAUAUCUAGUAGCACUUAUAUAACACCUACAUAUAGUACUUUGUAGUUUGGCUUUCAUGUACUUGAUUCUUGUUGCUCUGGGUUUGUUCUCUCAUGGUUGAUGCUCUUAUUGUGACUUUGGAUAAAAGCGUCAGCUAAUUGAAAUGUGAUGUGAUGUGAUGUUAGGGAUGUUUCUUUGUCUUUCACGUCAUUUUUCCCUUUUUAAACGGAUCAAAUAAUCAUUUGAACACACAAUA